AGACUCAUAGACACCAGGCUGAACAUAUUAACCUAAUUCAGAUUUAGACAAAAUGGAAAUUAUUUCAUCAAAACGAUUCAUUUUAUUGACUUUAGCAACUUCAAGCUUCUUAACAUCAAACAUCUUUUGUACAGAUGAAUUAAUGAUGCCUCAUUUUCACAGCAAAGAAGGUUAUGGAAAAUAUUCUCAGCUGAGAGGAAUCCCAAAAGGGGAAAAGGAAAGAAGUGUCAGUUUUCAAGAACUAAAAGACUCGGGGGCAAAGAAUGUUAUUAAGAUAAGUCCAGCCCCUGCCAACAAAGUACCUCACUCAGCAGCCAACCUGCCCCUGAGAUUCGGGAGGGCCAUCGAAGAGAGAAGCCCUGCAGCACGGGCCAGCAUGGAGGCAGGGACCAUGCGCCAUUUCCCCAGUCUGCCCCAAAGGUUUGGGAGAACAACAGCCAGAAGCAUCCCCAAGAUACCAGCUGGUUUGCCACAGAAAUCCCUGCACUCACUGGUCUCCAGUGAGUUGCUCUAUGCUAUGACCUGCCAGCAUGAAGAAAUUCAGAGCCCUGGUCAGAAGCAACUGAGGAGACGAGCAUUCACGGAAACAGAUGAUGCAGAAAGGAAACCUCCAGUCCGACCUCAAGAGGCUACGAAGCUGUGACCUGUAGUCUGAGCAGCUCUGUGGUGCUGACAAGGAGGAGCAUCAGUGAGAGCCAUUAGUCCUGUCAGGAUAGGUUAUGUUGAUGGUUGUUAAACAGAAUCAAGGAUGUUUGCAAUGUAAAUGGGAAGUAACUUUUGUCAGAAUAAAACAGUCUUGUAA
This is a messenger RNA of Mastomys coucha (southern multimammate mouse), 802 nucleotides long. It is a transcript of the gene Npvf, whose product is annotated as neuropeptide VF precursor. The transcript is spliced from 3 exons. The record is from RefSeq and is a predicted model, not a curated record. NCBI's taxonomy places the organism in Eukaryota, Metazoa, Chordata, Mammalia, Rodentia, Muridae. Gene Ontology annotation, molecular function: signaling receptor binding. Bases 53 to 643 code for a protein of 196 amino acids. Gene Ontology annotation, biological process: negative regulation of gonadotropin secretion; neuropeptide signaling pathway.